Pelagomonas calceolata is the source of this 1169-nucleotide messenger RNA. The record is from the annotation of a GenBank genome assembly. NCBI's taxonomy places the organism in Eukaryota, Pelagophyceae, Pelagomonadales, Pelagomonadaceae.
UAGCAGGUCGCCGCGCAGGCAUGGGGCGCAUUAGUGCAAGAGGCACGCUAGGGAACUUAGCACGACAUCUAAUUACAGCGCGGCGCCGGCCCAGGUGAAUAAAACCACCGAUGGCUACAAAUAGCUCGCGUUUCAGGGCCCUGCCAGAUGAUGUGCUGCAUCGCGUUCUUGCGGGCGUGGCACUCGACGACCACAUACCUACGGCAGCUGUCUGCAAAACCUUCCGCGCGGUCAUUUGCGGCCCGCGGUUUCUAGCGCUCCGCCAACGGUACGGCUUCGCGCAGCGCGGCAUCGUCGUGGUCGGAUCACCAACAGGAGUGGCUCAGAAGCCCUUGAGAAUUCAAGUGACGCACAAAGGAGGAGUCCUGGCAAGAUUUCCUGGAGAUUGGGAAGUCGAGUCCCGCGCCUCGACAGGCUCGACGACCAACGGUGGUACCCGGCUAUUUGUCAGCACCAGGGACCCCCAUCAAAUUUUGGCUAUAGAUGCCUCUUCGCGCCGAUGGCGACGUCUCACGACUCCGCCAUUGGGCCAAGGAUCGUACUGCAUGGAGUGGUGCGGCGGCCGCUUGUAUGUCGCCGGUGGAUACAUACAAGGCCCAAAUGACCUUAAUUCUCUCCACGUGUUUAACGAAACAACUGGGCUUUGGGAGGAGUUGCCUCCUAUGCCGUAUUCUUGUAUGUGCCAGGCGUCGGGCGUUAUUGGGAACCAGCUGUUUAUCGCUGGCGGAUGCGGAUCUGGAGCUACAUAUGCGCACAGAUUGCAAAUUUAUGACACUGCCGCCCGCACGUGGCGGCUUGGUGCUCCGCUUCCACUCUCAUUUUCCUCUACGACUGCCGUCGUCCUUGACGGGAAGUUCCAUGUAUUCUUUGUAUCAAUGCCAGGCCUUUAUGGCUCUAUGUUGGUGUAUGACCCUCAGUCCAAUACUUGGGCUGAAGAGACGGUGCCCUGGCGUUAUGGGCAAUUUUGUCGUGUGGACACUGCCUGUGCCCAUAACGGCCGGAUCAUCAUCUUCCUCAAUACUGGAGAUGCAUACGCGCGAGCCUCUGACGGCUCGUGGUCUUUGUACGAACCUGCCGAUCUAUUGCCACAAACACACCAGGGUUCUUACGCCCUCGGGUCCGUCGUCCUCGGCUAGAUUUGACGAUACUAGUAAGAAGAAUGUGAAUUA